UGCUAAUCUGAUUUCGUAUCAUUUUGUUCGCCUACAAGAGGACAGCAGGGGGCCUUAGCGGUGUCUGUUAAGACAGGAUUGGGAUCUAAUUCUGUGUUGUGCAACCCUUAAAAGGAAUAAUCCUAUUAAUACGGAGUAUUUCAUCCGAAUGACUAAGCUCGACGUCCACCAACGCGGUUUGCGUUCGAAUUGUUUUGUAUGUAUGGAAGGAUAGUUUACUUGGACUGAGUUGUUUUUUGCUUUUGCCAGUGAUGAAUCAUUGAAAUAUAGCUUUACUGUGUAUUAUAAUCAAGGGAUUAUCGUUAGCCCUUUAUCUGGUGCUGACAGGAACCGCCAUGUGGUAAAGACAUGUGCGCUCCUGUGUAAAUAUUACAGUUGAUGCGAAGGUCCAGUGAGAAAAUAACCAACCUUCUGCUCAACUAGGAGAAGAUGUUCCUCUGGUCGGCAGUGUUCUCCAGGGAACCCCAGGUUCCCGGUCAGCGCUCGCCGGAGGAACUGGUGACCGACAUGCUGAUGCUGGAGCUGGGCUCUUUGCUGAAGCGCACUGAGCGCCUCCGCCAGGAGAGGGCGACGGAGAGCCGCAGGCGCAGCUCCUCUGUGGAUUACAGCUGGCUGGCUGCUCCUCCACACAAGUCCUCUUAUGAGAUCCCGGCUGGGGAGAUGCUGGAGCUCCAGGACCUGUGCGUCAAGGUCUCCCCCUCACAGUGCGGUCCCCUCAUCCUCAGGCUGAGGAAAGUUGUGACAGAGGUAGAGCCAGAGGUGACUGAAGUGUCUCGCCUAUUUCGUUCCGUUCUGUGUAACUUCCUGGAUGAGGCUGAGGAUGAGGAAGCCAGGCAGAGGGCACUGAAGGCUCGGGCCAACCGCAGCAAGAGCAUGUCUGUCAUCAACCUGCGCUCACGGAUCCGGAUCAGUCCGCUGUGGAGCAGAGCCACGUUCAGCCGUGAUGCUGAGGAGGAUGACGAGGAUGAAGACAAUAUCCACAGAAGCAGGAGGAUCAGGAGCAUGCCUGAUAUCAGUGUGGUGGAAGAAAGAGCGCUGACCUGAGCAAGCUAUGUUUGGAGUAGAAACUCUUCAUGAUAUGGGCAACCAGCUGGAUUUUGAACAUUACAUUAUUUUACAGCAUUGCUUGCUCCCCAGAUAUAAUGGAAGAAAUUGUCAUUACACCUCUUAAAAAUAAAGGUUAGAAAUGGGGAUUUUGCAGUGGUGCAAUGUAACAUAGUAUUUGAGUCCUUUCAGUGAAGUUUUUUUCUUAAUGUGAAGAAUAUUUUAAUAAUCUAAAGAACUUUUCCAUUAUGAAGAAACUCUUUGGUACAAGGUUUCAAAAGCUAAAAGUUACAUCUUUGUACCUUAUUUAACCCUAAAUUGAAAGUAUACUGCCUCAGUGACAGUUUAUUAAAUGUUCUUCACAGAACCACAGAUGCUAAUAAAGAACCUUUAUUUUUAGGAGUGUAUGAAUCUUUUCUUAUUUAAGUAGCACUUUGUACACUUCCC
Molecule: messenger RNA, 1491 nt
Organism: Puntigrus tetrazona (Sumatra barb)
Lineage: Eukaryota; Metazoa; Chordata; Actinopteri; Cypriniformes; Cyprinidae
Product: protein RD3
Exons: 3
Coding region: 430-1044 (204 amino acids)
Source: RefSeq, a predicted model, not a curated record